Hibiscus syriacus is the source of this 1295-nucleotide messenger RNA. Its product is annotated as AT-hook motif nuclear-localized protein 22-like. Gene Ontology annotation, biological process: vegetative to reproductive phase transition of meristem. Lineage: Eukaryota; Viridiplantae; Streptophyta; Magnoliopsida; Malvales; Malvaceae. Gene Ontology annotation, cellular component: nucleus. Gene Ontology annotation, molecular function: DNA-binding transcription factor activity; minor groove of adenine-thymine-rich DNA binding. The coding region runs from base 362 to 1237 and encodes 291 amino acids. The record is from RefSeq and is a predicted model, not a curated record. The transcript has a single exon.
UCUCCUUCUACCCUUUUCUCUUCCUUCCAAACCCUUAAUCAAAACUUAUCUUCUUACAAGGGAAGCAGAUCACUUCCAUGAACUACCAAUGAAUAACAUGUCAUCUCAACUCACAUGGAAGAGUGGAUAGAAGAUAGAUAGGCUUGAUUCAGCUUAAAAUUUGGUGUCAGGUGCUUCAAACCACUUCUCUUUCCCUUUUUUUGGUGAAACCUGUAGGCUGUAGAUAUUCAACUAUUCAAAGUAACCUCCAAACAAAAAUAGGAACUAUACAUCUUUUUUCUCUUCUGAAGUUCUGAUCUAUCAGAAUUCAGUUGAUUGAUUCUUGUACUUUAGGUUUGAAAUUUGAAGGGGAAGAAUAAAAAUGGAUCCAAUAACAUCUCAUGGCCGUCACCUCCCUCCUUUCCUCGCUAGAGAUCUUCAUCUUAAUCAAUUCCAACACCACCACCAACAGCAGCAAAGUUCCGAAGACGAGCAAAACGUUGGUCAGAAACGAGAUCGAGAAGAAACGGCCACCACCACCGCGACCGACACGGGAGUAGGGAAAGAGUUAGCCUUAUCCGAAGGCGAAAACACUAGGAGACCGCGCGGCAGGCCUGCCGGUUCCAAGAACAAGCCUAAGCCACCGAUCAUCAUAACCCGAGAUAGCGCCAAUGCUCUCCGGUGCCACGUUAUGGAAAUCGCCAACGGCUGUGACAUCAUGGAAAGUGUUUCGACUUUCGCCUGGCGAAAACAAAGAGGGGUUUGCAUUCUGAGCGGUAGCGGAACCGUAAUGAAUGUAACCUUGAAGCAGCCUGGAGCUUCUCGUGCAGUCAUGAAUUUACAAGGAAGGUUCGAAAUUUUAUCUCUUUCUGGGUCGUUUUUGCCUCCUCCGGCUCCGGCGGCUGCAUCGGAAUUGGCCAUAUAUUUAGCAGGCGGUCAAGGUCAAGUAGUAGGAGGAACCGCGGUGGGUCCACUUGUUGCUUCGGGUCCGGUGGUGGUUAUGGCAGCUUCUUUUGGUAAUGCGGCCUAUGAAAGGCUUCCAUUGGAAGAAGAAGAAGAACAACCAGUGGAGCCGCCGAUUCCUGGAAGCGGAACCAUAGGAUCACCGGGAAGCAUGGCCACUCAACAACAGCAGCAGCAGCAGCAACUAUUGCAAGAUCCCAAUAGAUCUUUUGCUCAAGGAUUGCCAUCAAAUCUUCUAAAUUCAGUCCAAAUGCCAGCCGAUGCCUAUUGGGGCACAGGUCAUCCCCCUUAUUAACAAAAAACACAGAAAAUUUCGUGUUUUAAAUUUCCUUCUUCAUUUUUCCUCCUUAAUU